AUGGAAAGAAACGCGCACCUGAUUGAUCUCGAGCUUGUUGAUCGCGGGGGAAGCUCACCGCCCGAGCCGUGGCCAAACGAACCAAACAUGACCGCAUCCCGCUCUAUCUACUACUACUCCGUCAUUUACGAACGCUUCAUUUGCCUGGACUUGAAUUCACCUACAAAAAUGGAGCCAUCUACAGUCUCGCAGAAGUCAUCCGACUCUGGCCUCCAUAUCCAGCUUCACCCGCUUGUUCUCCUCACUAUCUCCGACCAGAUUACUCGGCAUGCCGCCCGGCAGCAGCGAGGUCCAAUCAUUGGUGGUCUUCUCGGACAGCAGAAUGGUCGUGAGAUCACACUAGAGCAUGCAUUCGAAUGCCCCGUUACCUGCGGGCUCAACAAUGAAACCAUUCUACCGGCAUCAUGGUUCGAAGAGCGCCUACAGCAAUUCAAGGAUGUGCACAAAGACCCAGCUCUCGACCUGGUCGGAUGGUGGUCAACGUCACCAGCCACCGGUCCAACUGCCGCUCAGCUCCCUCUCCACCGACAGAUCCUCCAGGACUACAAUGAAUCCGCCGUCUUCCUUACCUUCCACCCUACCGAGGUCCAAGGCGCCAAUUCGAAUGGAGGCAAGCUUCCUCUAACCGUCUACGAGAGUGUCCACGAGGGCGAGAAUACGCAAGAUGCCAGCAAGGACAUGCAAGUUGAUGGCGAGGAGCCAGUGCUGAACAUUAAAUUCCGGGAAUUGCCAUACUCAGUGGAGACUGGGGAAUCCGAAAUGAUUGGCAUCGAUACUAUUGUGCAAGGCUCCACGACUGCCUCUAUGAAUGUCCUCCCAACCCAAGAAUCGAGCAAACAGGCGCAGCAGACAGAGUCCGACGGCAAGAAACCAAGCUCGCAGGUUGAGCUCACACAGGAGGAAGAAGAGUUAAUCUCAAGCCUGACGACUCGUCUCAACGCAGUCCGCACCCUUGAAACCCGCAUCUCCCUCAUCAAAUCAUAUAUCUCGACUCUCUCAGAAUCAGACUUUGUCUUAGACGAGUCAAAAGAAAGCACAUCCGCCACCAAACUGUCGCACCCAAUCCUACGCCACAUUAACUCCGUCCUCUCAAACCUCUCCCUCCUCACCCCAGCAGAAGAAAGCACCUUCGCCGCCGAAGUCCUCUCGCAGAGCAACGACGUGCUUCUAGUCUCGCUCUUAGGCCAACUAGGCGAAAAUGUCAAAGCCCUACGCGAACUAGGCCGCAAGACUGCAAUCGUCCAGGGUGCACGACAGGUAUCCUCGGCACGCAAGAAUCCCUUGAUCCAGCGAGGCUUCACCGACCAGCUCUUUGUCCCUGGUUCCAACCAGGGAAUUGCGGAUAAUGAGAUGUACUCGUGA
Messenger RNA from Penicillium antarcticum, 1362 nucleotides. RefSeq names its product COP9 signalosome complex subunit 6. Gene Ontology annotation, molecular function: metallopeptidase activity; protein binding. The coding region runs from base 1 to 1362 and encodes 453 amino acids. Gene Ontology annotation, biological process: protein deneddylation. The transcript has 3 exons. Gene Ontology annotation, cellular component: COP9 signalosome. The record is from RefSeq and is a predicted model, not a curated record. NCBI's taxonomy places the organism in Eukaryota, Fungi, Ascomycota, Eurotiomycetes, Eurotiales, Aspergillaceae.